Messenger RNA from Haemonchus placei, 1338 nucleotides. Lineage: Eukaryota; Metazoa; Nematoda; Chromadorea; Rhabditida; Trichostrongylidae. The record is from the annotation of a GenBank genome assembly.
AUGCAAAUACUUGUACUGAUUGCUCUGCUACCAUCAACUGCUCUUGGUCUCGACAAUGGAUUGGCGAGGACACCACCCAUGGGUUGGAUGUCAUGGACACAAUUCCGAUGUCAAACGAAUUGUGAAAAGCAUCCUGAUGACUGUAUCAAUGAGAAACUUUACCAGACAAUGGCAGACAGACUCGAAAUUUUGUCACAAAUAAGCUUUGCAAAAUCUCCUUUUCAGUUUCUGAUGGCUAUCUUGAAGCCGGCUAUAACCACAUUCACAUUGACGACUGUUGGAUGGAAAGAAGCCGUGAUGCUGAUUCCUUCGGGAAUUAAGGCACUCUCUAAAUACGUUAGGCCAACAAAGUUGGGGCAAAGGACUUACUUAAAGAAAAAAAUAUUCUUGGUCACACCGCAAAAAUGUAAACUCUGUUUUUUAUUUCAAUACUUACAGAUGCAUGACAGAAAUCUCUACUUGGGCAUAUAUGAAGACUGGGGAAAUAAAACCUGCGCUGGAUAUCCAGGUAGCGAAGGUCACGUUGAGAUUGACGCUCAAACUUUCGCCGACUGGGAGUGCGAUUACCUGAAACUGGACGGUUGCCAUAUGAAACAGUCGGAGCAAGGUGUUGGUUAUCCAGAAAUGGAAAAAGCUUUGAAUGCAACCGGACGCCCAAUAAUGUAUUCAUGUGAAUGGCCAUAUUAUCUGAUUGAUGAGCAAAAACAGAUCAAUUAUACUGCAAUAGCGCAGUCAUGCAAUCUAUGGAGAAACUUCAAUGACGUCUCCAACUCCUGGCUAUCGAUUUUGAGUAUUAUGGCUUUCUACGAUGCAUACCAGAACGAAUUGAUUGAUGUAAAUGGACCUGGUCAAUGGAACGAUCCUGAUAUGCUCGUCAUAGGAAUGAAAGAUGGAUUGACAGUCGAUCAAGCAAAAGUUCAAAUGAGUGUAUGGGCAAUAUGGUCCGCCCCAUUGAUCAUGUCGAACGAUCUCAGGACCAUAGAUCCCAAAUUCAAAGAAAUUCUUCUUAACCGAGACGUGAUUGCCAUAGAUCAGGAUCCGAUGGGGAAAAUGGGAAGAUUGAUGCUAUCAAACGACAACACUGGAGUUUAUGUGAAACCGGUAAUGCCGCGAGAAGUCAGCGACACAUCAUUUGCGAUAGCAGUUGUCAAUAAACACCUCUUCACGACUUACACUGUCAAGUUCGCCUUAAACAAGGUUGGCAUGAACCGUGCAACUGGUUACCAGAUUAAAGAUCUCUGGUCUGGACAGGAUAUGGGUAUAUUCAAGCCAACGGACACGUUCACUGCAAAUGUGCCUGCUACCGGCGUGGCAAUGUUCAAAGCGACAAUAGUUUGA